GUUAGCUUUUAAUCAAAAAUAGUGAGGAAUCUCCGUCAAUGUUAAGCUAAGGACAAAUGCAAGAGGAAUGGAUGUUUGAUCAGCAACCACGUCGGGGUUUUGCUUAACGUUUUGAUAUAUCUUAUUUCUAAAUAUCCCUAAAAUGUCUGGCACAACAUAUCCUCCAGAACAUUAUAUAUCACUGUCUAUCGCGAGUGAGAAAGAGACAACAGAGACAAAGUAAAAAGUAUUGGCACAGAAUGGAGGACUUUGAGAAAGUCAACCUCACAUUUGCGAAUAUCUCCAGUGAAGGAAACCAAGGCAACGAGCACAAAAUAAGCUGGGUCAAAAUCAUUUUUAUUUUUAUCAUACUUAUUUGUGGAUUCAUCUUGAAUUCUACUGUGGUACUUCUUGUACUCGCAAAGAGAGUAAAAAAGAAGACAAUCAACGUGUUCGUGGUGAAUAUGUCCGUAGCUGAUCUGUGGUCGCUUUUGUUAUACCUGCCCUGGAGGCUCAAGAAUUACCUGACAGAGAACCCAGACUGGCAGAACAGAACUGACUGGGCUGGGGGCAUUUUCGGCGAUGUGACUUGUAGGCUGAUAUCUUGGUUUUAUAACUCCACUGAUUGGGUAUCCCUUGUAACUCUCUUAAUCAUAUCAGUUGAGCGUUUCAGGGCGGUUAAAUCCAUAGUUCAACUGCCAGGCCUAAGCCGUUGCAAGACUGCUUCACUUAUUUCAUUCACCUGGAUUUUGUCUGGCUUUGUUAACUUGCCUUUGCUUAUCAUUUGUGGUGUCAGGAGUGGGAAGACUUUUUGUGGCUGUCCUCUUACAAAAACUAUCGUAGCAUAUUAUAUGGGUACGAAUAGUCUAUACGUGUGCCUCGUCAUCUCAAUUCUAAGCAUCAACCUUGUGAUUAUACGAAGACUUGUCCGUGUGCAAGCAAGCUAUAAUCUCCCGGAAGCGCAACAAUUGAGAAGACUCCAGCGUCUCCAUUCCGCCGUUCGCAUGGUUCUCUGUUCUUUGGUUCUUUUUGUGGUUUGCACUGCGCCAUUUUACGCUAUUCUGACCUUAACAAGACUUGAAUUUUUCGCUGAAAUUUCUGCUAUUGAAAUCAGUGAUGAUAAGUUUGAUGCAUGGGAUUUUAUUUUCUAUGUGAAUGCUGCAUUUGGUCCUGUCAUAUAUUUUAUUUUUCUUGAUGAUUUUCGUGAUGGGUUGAAGCAGGGUAUUAGAGGCUGUGUACGAUCGUUUCGUGCAAACACUCAACCCGACCAGCCACCAGAACAACCUUCCUCGCGACUACGCCACAAGCCCGCAUGUGAGAAUGGUUAA
Nematostella vectensis (starlet sea anemone) is the source of this 1307-nucleotide messenger RNA. RefSeq names its product cysteinyl leukotriene receptor 2. The coding region runs from base 240 to 1307 and encodes 355 amino acids. Gene Ontology annotation, cellular component: membrane. NCBI's taxonomy places the organism in Eukaryota, Metazoa, Cnidaria, Anthozoa, Actiniaria, Edwardsiidae. The record is from RefSeq and is a predicted model, not a curated record. Gene Ontology annotation, biological process: G protein-coupled receptor signaling pathway. Gene Ontology annotation, molecular function: G protein-coupled receptor activity. The transcript has a single exon.